This is a messenger RNA of Rotaria socialis, 10416 nucleotides long. The record is from the annotation of a GenBank genome assembly. Lineage: Eukaryota; Metazoa; Rotifera; Eurotatoria; Philodinida; Philodinidae.
AUGAAUCUUAAUGCAGUUUCAUUGGCAAUCGCUCAGAUUUCAUUCACAUUAAAAAGUUUAUCAAAGAAAAACUUCAACAGCUCAACAAUUGAAAUAGCUAAUCUCAUAUCAGAAAAUGGAUUCGAAGCUGAACGGCAUUUUUAUCGAACGCUAGUAACAUAUCUUGAUUUAGAAUCGAUCGAACAAAAUAGCUCAUCAAUUAAACGUUCAGAAAAUAUUCAUUUAAAUUAUUGGUUACAAGAACUUCCAUCAUUAAUUUCUAAAUCGAAUUUUGUAACUUUAGUAUGUUAUGCUUUCGACACAGCUAUUACACAAAAAUCACUUAAACUUUCAUCACGUAUCAAUGGGUUUUUAACAAGUUUAUGUAAAUUUUUUAAAUUAACUCGUGCACAAGAACUUCUAUUUGUUUUUGCUUUGCGAAAUUCCAUACAUGUUGAACUUCAGCAAUUAACACAUGAACAUAUAGAACAACGUUUACCUGAUUUCAUUCGUAUUGCAUCCGGUGAUAAUGGCAUCAAUGAACUAGGUCUAGCCGAGUUAUCUAUCGAAGCAGUUCAUUCACUUGUACUACUCAUUCAACAAUAUAUAUCGAAUGAGUCAAUAGGACCAUUGACUACUUCUGAAGAUUAUGAAAGAUUCCUCGAUGUUCUUCGACAAGAAUAUCCAAGAGAACGAAUGGGAAAUAAUGGCUCAUUGAUACUGUUACCUUUACUAUAUUCGUCUAUUACACUAUCGAUCGAUCCAUCGUCAAAUCAGUUAUUAUCAGAUUCAAGUAGUUUGUCAACGAAUGUGUGGCAAAUGGAUGAUUCUCUAGCUGAUGUUAUUCUUGAGAUGGGCUAUAGUUUUACGGCAUGUGUUGAAGAUUGUCGAAAUGCACUUGUUCAUUUUGGUUUACAAGAAUUAAAACCAUCAACAAUUGCUCGAAUGCUUUCAAUUAUGAUUAAGACUCAUUCGGGUCUUACUGAAAACACACACAUUUAUAAUUCCGAUGGUACUGAUAUAUCAAUAAAUAAUGAAAAAAGUUCUUUACAAACAUGGAAUAUUGAUACAUUUGUUCUUGCAAUUAAUGACUUAGUUCCAACUGUAAAUUGGAAAGAUGUUGUACAAGAACUUGAUCAUCCCGGUUUUUUUUUAAGUGAUCGACAAGCUUUAGUACUGUUGGUGACUGCACUUCGUCGAGCUUUACCAGUUGAACUUUAUAUUGAUUUACUCUAUGGAAAAUGGAAUAACGUAGAAGGACAACUAUCAUGGAUAACUCAAGCUAUUCGUUAUCCAGAUAUAUUUUGUUUCGGUGAUCAUCCAGCACAUCCUGUUUUAAUCGAUUGUCUAAAACAUCCACUAGAUGAUACAAAAGAAAUAUGGACUUGGCGUUCAUUAAAUUUAAUCGAAUGCUUAUUACGUAUUGCCGAUACAGGUUUAUAUCCAACUGUACUAGAUAUAUUUAGACAUGGAAUACAACGUGCGGGUGAAUUAAUCUUUCUUGGUUUGUUACAACUUACGAGUGUAUGGACAACAUUGAAACAAGAUCUAUUAUUAUUAAUCAUUCCUACUUUACUUUCCAAUAGUCCCAAUGCAAAUCUAUUGCUUAAUUAUAUGUGGAAUUCACAACAUCAAACAACAUUAUUACGAACAACACUUUUAACAUCAUUAGCUGAUUGGUAUAAUCGAGCAAAUGACAUUGAACAGCAAAUACGUCUUAGUCGUGUACUUGAAGUUGUACAAGAUUUAAAAAGUUUACCAACAUUACUUGGAGCCAAACCAAUGACAUUCAUACUCGAUCUUGCUUGUCUAGCAUCAAGGCGUGGCUAUUUAAAGUUAGAUAAAUGGUUAUCAGAUAAAUUACGUGAACAUCAAGAAUUAUUUGUUCAAACAUCAAUUCAAUACUUACGAAAAAAAGCUCCACAAUUACUACUUCCACCACCAUUAUCAAAAGAUGAUAUCAAUUUUAAACCAAUAUCAAAUGCUGAAACAAUUAAUGUUCUAUUAGCUGUUCUUCAAUUAGCAUUAUCAUCCAUAACAAAUAGGGAUCUUAUUCAAGAAAUACCAACAAUGUUAUCAACAGCGAAAAUUUUUAAUACAUUAUCAUCAUCAACAACAAUAGCAGGAACAACAACAGCAACAGCAACAACAACAGGAAACAAUUUUUCAAAUACAAAUAUUAAUGAACAGACAUUACAAAGACCUUCAUCGAUAUCAUUGUCACUAAAUCCACAACAAUUAUAUCAUCAUUCGUCAUCGUUUACACCAUCACCUACUAAUCCAUCAAAUGGAUUUUCAUUAACAGCGCAAUUACGUUCACUACUAAGUUCGAAUGGUAAUGAUCCAUUAGCUAUUGGUUCAUCAUCAUCGUCCACAAUAACAACAACAGCGACAACAGCAACCACAUCUAUGGGUGAAAUAGCUGAUGUUGAUGUUUAUUUUAAACGCUUGUAUUCAAAAACAAAUAAUCCACCACCGAUAUCUGUUGAUGAAUUUCUUGAUAUUAUGACACGUUGUAAAGAUUCUCAAAUUCAACGAGAAAAAGAUGUCUUUCAUAAUGGUAUAAGAAAUUUAUUUGAAGAAUAUAAAUUUUAUAUUCAAUAUCCUGAAAGAGAAUUACAUUUAACAGCACAACUGUUCGGUGGUCUUUUCGAACGUGGAUUAUUUCAACAACAAGCUUUAAUUGCUGCAUAUCGUGCUAUUUUAGAAGGUUUAAAAAAACCUGCCGGAACAAACCUAUGGAAUUUUGGUGUUACAGCACUGGAUAGAUGCAAAGCAAGAAUCCGUGAACAACCAACAUUUCUACAAGGUUUACGAAGUCUAAUAACCUAUUCGGAAAUACCACUGAAUAUCCGUGAGUAUCUUGAAUAUGGCACAAAACCACCUAUUCAACAACAACAAUUCGAUCCAAUACGUACAUUGACACCAACAUCGGGCUUAUCAGCUCCAGUAACAGUUAGUCCACAACCACAACUACCUCAUUCAACGAUGAACUCAUCGAAUAUGUUUCCACGUAUGAAUAGUGGUCCUCCGAUAACUAAUCCACAACAAUAUGUACCUGGUAAUAUUGGUGUCGGAAGAGAAAAUCCAGCCCAAAAAGGACCAUCGUUAACCCAAAACGCAAAUAUUCGAACAUUGAUGAGUGAUCCAAGUUAUCUUCUUGUACGAGUUAAACCACCACCAGAACAAAUUAAUGAUAAAGUUUCAUUUACAUUUAAUAAUUUAUCAUUUGCUAAUUUGUCUCAAAAGGCUGAAGAAUUAAAAGAAGUUUUAGGUAACGAUGAACAAUUAUGGAAAUGGGUUGCACAAUAUUUAGUCAUUAAACGUGCGUCAAUUGAACCCAAUUUUCAUUCAUUAUAUGCUGGCUUUAUAAAUACAAUCAAUGUCAAUAUUCUUUAUGAUACUGUGCUAACAGAAACACAUCGAAAUAUUAAAAUUCUCUUAGAAAGUGAUAAACAAAUGAAUAAUAUACCCGAUCGUGCAUUAUUAAAAAAUCUCGGUCAUUGGCUUGGAAUCAUAACCAUCGCUAAAAAUAAACCAAUUCUUGCUACGGACUUGGAAAUAAAAUCUAUAGUUAUUGAAGCAUAUCAUAUGGGAUCACAAGAAUUAUUAUAUGUUGUACCAUUUGUAGCUAAGAUUUUAGAAUCAUGUACACGAAGCAAAAUUUUUCAACAACCAAAUCCAUGGCUAAUGGGUAUUAUGUCUGUUCUUGCUGAAAUGCAUUCGACACCAGAUUUUAAAUUGAAUUUAAAGUUUGAAAUUGAAGUACUUUGCAGACAAUUACAGAUUCAAUUAACUGAUCUACCAAUUCAUCAUACACUAUCUAAUAAAGAAUAUUUCGAUAAGAUUGAAAAACAAUUAUCAAAUAAUAAUCGCCAAACAUCUAACAUAGGAUCUAUGGUUUAUCAAUCUCAACAAUCAACAAACCAAACAGCAUCAUCAACACUUUAUAAUGAUCCAGCUAUUUUGAAUUAUCAUCAAUUGUCAACAAAUCAACAGUCUUCAUCAACAGGAACUUUAUCAGUAUUACCUAUUCCAAUUCAACAACAGCAACAAACAUUAUCGGUAACACCAUCCUCCUCCUCUUCGUCAUCAUCAUCAGUAUCAACAGUCCCGCCUGUACCCAAAUAUAAAUUAUCGGACUUUAAACCAUCUAUAUUUCAAUCUUUAAGUUCUAUGCUUGAAAUAAAUCCAAAUAUACUUCUCUUUCAACAUCAUCCACGUCUUAAAACAUAUAUUCAUUCACCCAUUGAACAAGCCAUCAAUGAAAGUCUUCAAACAGUUCAACGUUCUCUUAAAGUUGCCACAAGUGCAGCCGAAACGAUUGUACGAAAAGAUUUUCUUCUAAAUCCAGAUGAACAACAAUUACGAACAUCAGCACGUAAUAUGGUUGCUUAUCUAAGUAGUGGUCUUGUUCUUAUAACAGCUCGUCCAGCAUUACAAGAUCAAAUACAAUCUUAUAUUAAAACACAUUUACAAACAGUUCUUGGUGUUCCACAAGUACCAGCAGCCAAUUCGGGAACAACAAACAACAACAAUAACAACACCAAUAACAGCAACAACAACAACAACAACAAUAAUAAUAAUGAUACAUCAGCAUCAACUAGUACAACAACAGUAACGAAUGGUGCAGCCAAUGAUCAACUAUCGAGUCAAACACGUGAAAUGAUUAAUCAAGCAGCAACAGAAAUUGCAGCUUCAAAUAUUGAAUUAUGUUGUUGCCUUUUACAAAGAAUAACAAUUCAUCGAGCUAUACAAUUAAUUGAUCAACGUUUAGCUGGUGAUAUUGAAAUUCGACAACGUUGUCGAUUAGAAGGAAGACAAUUACCAACAGCGACCAGUGUAGCUGAAUUUCAGUCAGAUAGAUUAUUAGAACCUAUACGUUUACGUUACGGGCCAUUGUCAUCACAUCAAUUAGCUAUUUAUGAAGAUUUUGUUCAUUUUAUUCCAGGUUUUAAACCAAGUGACAAUGAAAAACGAGAACUUGUUACGAUGGAUGAGACUGGCCCAUCCGUAUGGGAACGUUUAAUAGCUGAAAUUGAUCAAAUCAUAUCAACUCAACAUAAUCAAACCUUUGCUAAUGCAUUACAACGAUUAUUAGAAAAUGUUAAUGUUUUACGAACCAAUUUACAUAAUCAAACAUCAACAAAUGCACCACAAGUCGCAUUAAAUAAUGUGUUAAAUAUAAUAAUUUAUAAUUUACUAGAACAUUAUACACUUCAAGCUCAAACACAAGAUGGUGAAAAUUUAGAACGUUUUAAACAUGUUCAUAUGAGUGUAUUAAAAUUACUUGUUGAAAUACGUUUACAUAUGUCACUUAUUAGUAAACAAUUAACAAAAGCCUGGCUAGAUUGUCCAAAUGAACUUAAAUUUAAUGUUUAUGCUGUUAAUCAACUUUUACGUAAUCGUCUUCUUGAUAUACGUCAAAUGGAUUCACAUGUUGCACAAUUAAUUGAUUCAGGAAAUAAUCCAGCACUGCAUUUUGCUGUUAAUUUUCUUCGUAAUUGUGUUAUUGAACAUCCAUGUUGUGUCGAUAGUGAUAUCGCAUCCAUACUUGAUUCGCUUCAUCGUAUAUCAUUGAUUGGUAAACAACCAGCUGAAGCUGUUCGAGAUUUACUUGAAAUUAUACGAUUAAAUUAUACAACAUUAGCAGCAACGAAUGAAACAAAUUCGACAAAUGAUACAAAUGCAAACGCUCAAUCAAAUGCUAAAAUCGAUAAAUUAGCUAUUAUAUCAUUAUCUGUUAUAAGUAAUGGACAUAAAUAUUUGACAUCAACGGAUGAAAUAGAAACAACGGCCAUAGCUAAUAAAGCUAAACAUAUUCUAAGUGAUUGGGUUACAUUAACAAUGACACAAACGAAUCGUAUUAGCCAACAGCAAUCAUUUCAAGGCGUUUUCAAUCAAAUGAACAUGCAAGGCUUAUUUCGUUCAGAUGAUACAAUAGCCAAAUUUCUUCGUAUGACAAUUCAAUUAUGUGUUAAUAGUGUUUAUGAUAUUAUUCGACAAGCACCACCAAUAACAUCAUCAUCAUCAUCAUCAACAUCGACAGCAACAGCACAACAAGCCCAUUAUGCACGUUGCCAUCAAGGCAUUGAUUCGCUUUGCCGAUUUUUAUCUCUUUUAACAACACAUACAUCAGAUAUUAAUAAUUAUGCGUCGAGAAUACACUUAAUUAAUCGUAUAUUAGGAAUCUUAGCUGCACAUUGUUUUGCUGAUCAUGAAGAACAAGGUGAUCAAUUUCAUCCAUUGGCUUAUCAAAGAAUCAUUCUUAACUUGUUUCAAGAAUCUACAGCUGCUGUUACGUCAACAAUGUCAAAUACAACACCCGGUGCUGACACUUCAUCGACUAAUGAAUAUGCAAUGUAUUAUAUUUACCUGGCAUUUACAAAUUGUUUACAUCUUUUGCGUCCUCAACGUGUACCUGGCUUUGCAUUUGCUUGGCUUGAAAUUGUUGCACAUCGAACAUUUAUGUCACGUCUACUUUUAUCAGCUGGUCGCUUUACGCGUCAGACACAUAAUAUGUAUGCAUUGUUACUUGUUGAUGCAUUACGUUUAGUAACACCAUUUAUACGUUCUGGUGAACAUGCACAAUCGUUUCAAGUUUAUUUCAAAGGCAUAUUAAAAACAUUUAUGCUGUUAUUACAUGAUUUUCCAGAAUUUUUAUGCGAACAUUAUUAUCAAUUUUGUGAUGCCUUGCCAUUAAUAGCACAUCAAUUGCGUAAUAUUGUUUUAUCAGCAUUUCCGAAACAUAUGCGUUGUCCCGAUCCAUUUUUGGUUAAUUUCAAAGUUGAUAUGCUUAAUGAUAUCUCAAUUGUACCGGUGAUAGCUUAUAAUUUUUCACAAAAUAUUCAACCACCAAAAUUUAAGCAAAAUCUUGAUUCAUAUUUACGUACACGUGCACCAGUUACAUUUCUAUCUGAAUUACGUUCAUAUUUACAACAAGGUGCUGAUCCUGGUUCACAUUAUAAUAUAAGAAUGUUAAAUGCACUUGUUUUAUAUGUUGCUACACAAGCAUUAUUAACAUUAAAUAAUAAAACAAAUGGGCAACCAUUGAUGUCAUCAAUAACACAUUCUGCUCAUAUGGAUAUAUUUCAAAAUUUAGCCGUCGAUUUAGAUACUGAAGGACGUUAUAUAUUUUUAAAUGCCAUGGCAAAUCAUUUAAGAUAUCCAAAUACGCAUACGCAUUAUUUUAGUUAUACACUUUUAUAUUUAUUUGCUGAGGCAAAUUCAGAAGCUUUACAAGAACAAAUUGUUCGAGUUUUACUUGAACGGCUCGUUGCUAAUCGACCACAUCCAUGGGGAUUAUUAAUAACAUUUCUUGAACUUGUACGAAAUCCAAAUUUAAAAUUAUGGUCUCGAGAAUUUAUGAGCAUUUCACCGGACGUUAAACGUUUAUUAACAACAUUGACACGUGGCUUUCCUCAUAUUCCAAACGCGCCCAUUGGAACUCAACAGCAACAGCAACAACAACAGCAAACUGCGAUUGUUAAACCCUAGUUAUUUAUCAAUUCAUCUUAUCGGUUUAUUUAUUGUGCUCGUUAUUAUUCAACAAAUCAUCAGCUACAAUGGUCAUCAUCUCGUGUUCGUCAAACAUUUGUCGAUUAUUUUACCAGACAUUCUCAAAUACCUCAUAUAAAUAUCCCAUCAUCAACCGUCAUUCCACCAAAAGAUGCUGGAACGUAUUUUGUAAACAGUGGAAUGAAUCAAUUCAGAAGUAUACUUCUGUCACACCAGGAUAAAGUUUCUCAACAAUGUGUUGUUAAUUAUCAAAAAUGUAUUCGUGUCGGUGGAAAACAUAAUGAUUUAUCGGAUGUUGGCCAUGAUACAUAUCAUCAUACAUUUUUUGAAAUGCUUGGAAAUUGGUCAUUUAAUAAUUCUUAUUUUAAACGUGAAGCAUGUACAAUGGCUUAUGAUUUAUUAACAAGAAUUUAUGGCAUUGAAAAAAACAGAUUAUUUUUUACAUAUUUUAAUGGCGAAAACAAUCUUAUUCAACCCGAUUAUGAAACCAAACAGAUUUGGAUGGAUUUAGGAAUUGAUUCAAAUAGAAUUUUACCAUUUGGAAUGAAAGAAAAUUUUUGGGAAAUGGGUGAAAUAGGACCAUGUGGCCCAUGUACUGAAAUACAUUAUGAUCAUACAAGUCAAGGAGAUCCACUACAAGUUAAUAGAGAUAAUCCGCGUGUUGUCGAAUUGUGGAAUCUUGUUUUUAUGCAAUACGAACGACGACAAGAUAAAUCUUUAAUACCUUUACAUAAUUUUCAUGUUGAUACUGGUAUGGGACUUGAACGUCUUGUUGCUGUUCUCAAUUCAUUUGAAUCGAAUUAUGAUACUGAUUUGUUUACUCCACUUUUUGAUACUAUUCAUUCUUAUUGUCAUCCAUCAUGUUCCAUCCCAGUUUAUUCUCAAGCAAAUAAAAAUCAACAAUAUGCAUAUCGUUUAUUAGCAGAUCACACUCGAAUGUUUACAAUAGCUAUUGGUGAUGGUCUCAUACCAGAGAAAAAAGGUAUUGGAGGCUUACUAAAGAAAAUGAUUGAACGAGCAACACGUAUUAGCUAUGAAUAUUUACAUAUUGAUGAAGAAAAUGUUGCUAUUAUAUCUAAAUUAAUUCCCAUAGCAACGCAAAUUCUUUCUAAAGCGUAUCCAGAUUUGAAUGAAAAAUUAAAUCGUACAAUGGAAAUUGUUAAAUAUUGCGAAGUAAAUUAUAUGAAAAAAUAUAAAUUAGCUAAACCUUUACUUGAAAAAUUUAUUCAGGAUAAAAUUUUAAAAUCAGAUUAUUUUAUAUCUGGUGAUGAUAUUUAUCGUUUAUAUGCUGGCAAAAUUAAUCAUGUUAAUGUACCAUUAGAAAUGAUUGAAGAUUAUACUCGCUUAUUUCCAGCUAUUAAAUUUGAUUGGUCAAAUUUUGAAGAAUUGAUGCGUGAAGAAACACGUAAAAGUAAAAUAUUCUCAGUUUAUAAUAAAACUAUGCAAACCAAUGAAAAUGUAUUUCAACAUCCGACAGAUAAAAUCUUAGAUUUAAUAAAACAAUGUUCUUCAUUGAAACAAACCAUUGAUGAACCAUAUAAAUAUCAAGCUGAUAAAUCUCUAAAUGCCAAAGUACAAUUAAUUAUUCAAAAUAAUAAUAGUAAAAAUCAAUUGACUGUUUUUCAAUCAAUUGAUAAAAAUUGCAAAUAUUAUAUUCUUCUUGAUCACACUAAUUUUUAUUCAACUGGUGGAGGUCAAACAUCUGAUCAUGGAACAAUUCAAUUUUCUAACAAUUUAAUUUUUCAAGUCGAAAAUGUGUUUCGUCUUCAUGAACAUAUUCUUCAUUAUGGCUCCUUUUUAGGAAAUGAAAAUAUAGAUGAUAAAAACGUUGUUUGUCAUGUUGAUAUGAAACGAAGAUUAAAUUUAAGUAGGAAUCAUACAACAACACAUUUAGUUAAUAGAAUCUUACGAGAACUACUGAAUGAUUCAAAUUUAAUACAAAAAGCAUCCUUAAUACAUGAAGAUUAUUUUAUAUUUGAAUAUUCAUCAAUUAAUACGAAUGCAAAUAACAACAUUUUUGAAGAACUUGAAAAACGUGUCAAUGAAACCAUUGAUCUCAAUCUUCCAAUAUCAAUAAGUUCCCUUAAUUAUAAUUCAAUUCGUUCUGAUUUGAAUAUUUAUCGUUUGUCUAAUGAGCUUUAUCCAUCCGAUGUUCGUUGUGUUAAUAUUGAUGAAUCAUUUUCUCGUGAAUUAUGCUGUGGUACACAUGUGUCAUCAACAAAUGAAAUAGAAGAUUUUCUUAUUGUUCGUGUUGAUUCGAAAGGUCAAAGUAAUAAACGUCUUUAUUGUUUAACUGGUUCGUUUGCAAAAAAUGCUCGUUAUUUAUUUGAAAAUGAUUUUCAAAAACAAUUUCAUUAUCUUAAACAAAAUCAUGAUCAAAUAUCUGUCGAUGAAUUAUAUAGUCAAUGCCGAAAACUACGUGAAAUAUAUCUCGAUGAAAAAUCAUUACUUUUCCCAUUUAAUCAACGUUCUGAGUAUUUAAAUCAUUGGCAUAAAUUAAUGCCCGAUAAGAAAAUUCUAAGAAAAUAUUUAUUAAAUCAACUAAAUGAAGAUUUAAAGAAAAAUUUUAUUCAUUCAAAUGUUGAUUUACCCAUAUAUGAUAUUGGCUAUAUGCUUUUACGUUAUGACGAUGAAAAUAAUACACGAAAACAUCAACCCUAUGUUAUCUAUAUCAAUUUUCAGCAAAGACUGAUGAUAGUUUAUUUGAAAAAUCCUCGUCAACGAAGUCAGUUAAUUGAAAAAAUGAGAAACCAAUCUGAAAUGAAGAUGAUAGAAAAUUUUGAAAAUUACGAUCAACAAACACAAGAUUUAUUUACUACAACAAAAAAAUUAGUUGUGUUUAAACAUAUUGAUAAAAAUAGAUUUGAUAAAAUGAAUUUUCAACAAAUAUGUGAUGAACUUUUUUCAAAUGUGUUUUAG